Messenger RNA from Paramacrobiotus metropolitanus, 2531 nucleotides. RefSeq names its product PAS domain-containing protein cky-1-like. The transcript has 9 exons. Bases 360 to 2420 code for a protein of 686 amino acids. Gene Ontology annotation, molecular function: RNA polymerase II transcription regulatory region sequence-specific DNA binding; DNA-binding transcription factor activity, RNA polymerase II-specific; protein dimerization activity. Lineage: Eukaryota; Metazoa; Tardigrada; Eutardigrada; Parachela; Macrobiotidae. Gene Ontology annotation, biological process: regulation of transcription by RNA polymerase II. The record is from RefSeq and is a predicted model, not a curated record.
CCGGCUGAUGCAUAACACACAUAGCUACACACAAACACAGUCAUAUGCACAGAAUCACCGUCCACUCAUCCGCGUAGUGGCCUUCUUCCAUCGGGUGAAACCUUAGAUUUGUUUUCUGUAGCGCAAGCGCGGAGGCGAUCGCGGUAUAUGUAAUUAGCCGGUGUGUAUACUGUCCAUCCGCUGCCGCGCACACUUGAUCAAGGUUGCGACCAAUCGAAGAAACACAGCUUGCACAACACUACCGGCAUCUGUUUCAGUUUUCGAUCUUCGGUUAUGUCAAUCUGGGUCGACUGAAUAAUAUUUUCGCGCUAAGCGGAUUACGCGGAAGCGCUGUUGUGGUCAGCCACGUCGAAGAGAGGAUGUUUAUCCUGGAUGAUUUACAGGAUGAGGCGGAAGAUCUGCUGGAUAAUCGCUCCUGGGACCGGUCGACGCGGUCCCAGAGCAAGCAGCGCCGUGACCUGAUCAACCGGGAGAUCAACCAUCUGCGCGAGCUCCUCCCCUUUCCCCAGGACGUCCGGCACCGUCUCUCCCAACUGCAGCUGAUGGCCUGUAUUUGUGUGUACCUGCGCAAGACCAGUUUCUUCGCUUACUCUCUAAACGCGGCGCAACGCCUGAAUGCGGCCAGGCGAUUACUGACGUAUUCCAAUCAGCAGUUGCCCAGUUUGGACAUUCCUUUAGCGACGGAUUUUAGCAAAGCGCUGAAAUGCUCUGUAUUAUUGUGUGGUCAAGACGGGAAAAUUCUCUUCAUUAGCGACAACGCUGCCGACACAAUGGGCCAGAACAUGGAAGAUUUACUAUCGCAUGGCGACACGCUCUACGAUCUGAUUGAUCGCGCUGACCAUUCAUCCUUAAAGCAGCACCUCGACCCGGAGCGUUCCCGUUCAACGCCGCUGCAGUAUAAUCCCGCGUUUCCUCUAGUCAAUACCGGCUUCGACUACAACCAGGAACGGACUUUCGUUUGUCGUAUCAAUUCCCCGCGGAAUAUGCGGCGUCAAGGACGCUUCGCCGAACAAAAGACUUUUACCACGUCCUCCAAGCUGGUCAUCAUAUCCGGCAACUUCCUGCCGCUUCCCCACAUCCGGCAACCACUGGACCUCCUGGCGCCCCGCCCCUUGGAGGGUCGUUCUCUACUAGCCACGGUGGAUGCCCUGUUAACCGCGGAGAACCGAGAGAGCUUUAUUAACGGCAUCGGGGUGGGAAGGACGUUCAGUACGCUGCACCAGCUGGAUAUGAAGGUCAUCGGGGCCAAUCGACUAACGAAGGAGCAUCUGGGAUACGGAUACCGCCGGCUUCUGGGCAUGUCAUGGUACCAACUGCUGCACUGGGACGAUAUGCACAGCGCCCACGCAGCGCAUCAAUUAGUGUGCAGCAUGGAUGAUAUCCAGAGCCAUUCCGCCAUGCUGCUUGUACGCAUCCUCAGUCAGUCAGGAAAAUGGAUCUGGUGUCAUGCAGUGCUGCAGCUCCUUAAUGAUCGCAGUAUCCAGUUGAGUGCAAUGACUAAUAAAAAGCAACUGCCGGUGCCAGACACUAUUGGUUUCAACCUCGAGAACACCGAUCAGCUGGGGAAAAAUCCUGAAAAAGCCGACGAUGAAGAGAAAGAGACAGUGGUGUGCAAUCGUAUUCUCUGCACUUACCAAAUGUUAAGCGAAAAAGAGCGGCGCGUACUCCAACAAAAUCCGUGGAUCUACGAAACCGACGCCAUUGGGAAAGACCUCCACGAACCCAUCCGCCCGGUAAAACCCGAAAUAAAAUCGUCCGUCCUCCACGACAUACCAUCCAACACCCCCAAAUCUAAAAAAUCAAAGGAUAAACCCAAACCCGUGAAGCGGAAGAGCAAGGACCUACCGAAUAAGCCCCCACCGCGGAAGCGCAGCCGUCCCAGCGUCCCCUCCCCUAUCCCGAUUUCCCCCAUCAGCAACCAGGAAAACUGCGACACCCCGCCCAACCAUCCGCUCCAAUGGGAGGAGAACGGAAACCUGUCGUAUUUAAAUUAUUUAUUCCAAUCGUCGACGUACACGCCGGAAAGCCAAGCAGCGCAUUCGGAAUCGUCGGGGUCCGCCGAUGUGGAGCCGCUAAUUAAGUUGCAGUUUGAUGAUUUUCUGGAUAAUACGAAUUUCCUCGGUGCUACCGAGACGCUGGUGCCGCAGUUGUCGGAUUCCGAUUGGAAUUAUUUGGAGAAUAUUUUAACGGGGAAUUUGAAUGGUUUCCAUAGACCGCGAGCAGAGGAUGCGUGUCACCACGGUGGGCGGAGCGAGUGGAGCGGAUCGGUGUCGGAAUGCUCGGAUCAUCGGAACGAAGCGCUAGAUUUACUGAAACUGGACGUCAAGAGCGAGAGCGAUAAAGAAAUACUGCUGUACGAAUAUGAUCAGACAAACUGUUUUCUGCAUACCGGUUCGUUGUAUCAUUUAGAUGCAGCGUAGCAUGAAAAUUUCGCGAAAUGAAUAUCGCUAGUGCUAAUGUUGAAACAGCAGUCAUUACGACGCCUUUAUUACGCUGACAUUUUUAUAAAUUCUACGGUCUCUCUGUUUAAA